GGCAGGCAAAAAGGAUGGCAGGAAGGAAGGAAGGCAGGCCGGCAGGAAUGAGGCAGGAAGGACAGAAGACAGGAAGGGAGGCAGACAGGAAGGUAGGCAGGAAUGCCUGCAGGCAGUCAGGAAGGCAGGAAGGCCGGCUGGAAGGCAGGCAUGCAGGAAAGAACUCAGGAAGACAGGAACAAAGGCAGGCAGGAACGCAGUCAGGAAGGGAAAAAAGAAGGCAGGAAUGAAGCAAGGAUGGAAGGAAGGUAGGCAGGCAGGAAGGCAGGCAGGCACGCAGGAAUGCAGGCAGGAAGGCAGGCAGGAGGGCAGAAAGAAAGGAAGGCAGGCAGGCAGGAACUCAGGCAGGCAGGCAGGCAGGCAGGCAGGAAGGCAGAAAGGCAGGAAGGAAGGCAGGAAGGAAGGCAGGAAGGAAGGCAGGAAGGAAGGCAGGCAGGAAGGAAGGCAGCUAGGAAGGCAGGAAGGAAGGCAGGAAGGCAGGAAGGAAGGAAGGAAGGAAGGAAGGAAGGAAGGAAGGAAGGAAGGAAGGAAGGAAGGAAGGAAGGAAGGAAGGAAGGAAGGAAGGAAGGAAGGAAGGAAGGAAGGAAGGAAGGAAGGAAGGAAGGAAGGAGGCAGGAAGGACAGAAGACAGGAAGGGAGGCAGACAGGAAGGUAGGCAGGAAUGCCUGCAGGCAGUCAGGAAGGCAGGAAGGCCGGCUGGAAGGCAGGCAUGCAGGAAAGAACUCAGGAAGACAGGAACAAAGGCAGGCAGGAACGCAGUCAGGAAGGGAAAAAAGAAGGCAGGAAUGAAGCAAGGAUGGAAGGAAGGUAGGCAGGCAGGAAGGCAGGCAGGCACGCAGGAAUGCAGGCAGGAAGGCAGGCAGGAGGGCAGAAAGAAAGGAAGGCAGGCAGGCAGGAAGUCAGGCAGGCAGGCAGGCAGGCAGGCAGGCAGGAAGGCAGAAAGGCAGGAAGUAAGGCAGGAAGGAAGGCAGGAAGGAAGGCAGGAAGGAAGGCAGGCAGGAAGGAAGGCAGCUAGGAAGGCAGGAAGGAAGGCAGGAAGGCAGGAAGGCAGGAAGGCAGGAAGGCAGGAAGGCAGGAAGGAAGGAAGGAAGGAAGGAAGGAAGGAAGGAAGGAAGGAAGGAAGGAAGGAAGGAAGGAAGGAAGCAGGAAGGAUGGAAGACGGGAAGAAAGGCAGACAGGAAGGUAGGCAGGAAUGCAUGCAGGCAGUCAGGAAGGCAGGAAGGCCGGCUGGAAGGCAGGCAUGCAGGAAAGAACUCAGGAAGACAGGAACAAAGGCAGGCAGGCACGCAGUCAGUCAGGGAAAAAAGAAGGCAGGAAUGAAGCAAGGAUGGAAGGAAGGUAGGCAGGCAGGAAGGCAGGCAGGCACGCAGGAAUGCAGGCAGGCAGGCAGGCAGGAAGGAAGGCAGGAAGGCAGGAAGGCAGGAAUGAAGGCAGGAAGGAAGGAAGGCAGGAAGGAAAGGAAGGCAGGAAGGAAGGCAGACAGGACAAUAGGCAGGAAUGUCUGCAGGCAGUCAGGAAGGCAGGAAGGCCGGCCGGAAGGCAGGCAUGCAGGAAAGAAGUCAGGAAGACAGGAACAAAGGCAGGCAGGCACGCAGUCAGGCAGGGAAAAAAGAAGGCAGGAACGAAGCAAGGAUGGAAGGAAGGUAGGCAGGCAGGAAGACAGGCAAGCAGGCAGGAAUGCAGGCAGGAAGGCGGGCAGGAGGGCAGAAUGAAAGGAAGGCAGGCAGGCAGGAAGUCAGGCAGGAAGGCAGGCAGGCAGGAAGUCAGGCAGGCAGGCAGGCAGGCAGGAAGGCAGGAAGGCAGGAAGGCAGGCAGGAAGGCAGGAAGGAAGGCAGGAAGGAAGGAAGAAGGCAGGCAAGAAGGAAGGCAGGUAGGGAGGCAGGAAGGGAGG
Poecile atricapillus (Black-capped chickadee) is the source of this 1891-nucleotide messenger RNA. Its product is annotated as octapeptide-repeat protein T2-like. NCBI's taxonomy places the organism in Eukaryota, Metazoa, Chordata, Aves, Passeriformes, Paridae. The transcript is spliced from 2 exons. Bases 786 to 1712 code for a protein of 308 amino acids. The record is from RefSeq and is a predicted model, not a curated record.